Molecule: messenger RNA, 1497 nt
Organism: Fusarium keratoplasticum
Lineage: Eukaryota; Fungi; Ascomycota; Sordariomycetes; Hypocreales; Nectriaceae
Product: Zn(2)-C6 fungal-type domain-containing protein
Exons: 3
Coding region: 1-1497 (498 amino acids)
Biological process (GO): regulation of DNA-templated transcription
Molecular function (GO): zinc ion binding; DNA-binding transcription factor activity, RNA polymerase II-specific
Source: RefSeq, a predicted model, not a curated record
AUGGUCGGUGUCCCGCGCAGCACAGGUUGCCAGCUCUGCCGGGUGAGAAAGGUCAAGUGUGACGAGGCAAGGCCGGCAUGUGGCAAUUGUAUCAAGUAUGGCGCUCAGUGUCCAGGUUACGAUCGCAGCCGCAAGUUCGUCGUGGGAAAACACCAGAUUCGUCAACGAGGCAAGCGAGCAGACAAUGUCGUCAAGCCUGCCUCUUGUGCAGCCGACUCUAACACGAGCCUGUCUCGUAGACCGGGGCCUCUGGUUCAUGCUCCCCUGACCUUGGCUCGGUCGCUGCAGCUUCCCAGGGCCCAGGUCCUCUACAACAUGAUACAGUCGUCUUAUAUGAUAUCUGCUGCCACAGACAUAUACAGCGUCCUGUCGUGGGUAGCGGUUGACCGCCUGGGCAAGCGAGCCCUACUCGAUGGCGCUGUCUGUUCCUUUGCUCUACAUCUAGCUGGAAAGCAAACCUCGGACCCUGAACUGAUUGCUCAGAGCCGGUCGAUAUAUGUCCUCACACUCAACGAGCUGCAGGCGGCUCUACGACAUCCCUCAGAAUGGAGCGCACCCGAAACCCUGUGCUCUGCGAUACUGCUAUGCUUCUUCGAGCUCUUUGCGGGGACUACUGCUCCCGAUACCUGGCUCCAACAUGCCAAGGGCAUUGGCAUAUUAAUGGAGCAACGAGGGCCAACGGCUCAUGCCGAAGGUUGGGACGCGGCCAUGCUACUCUCGUUUCGUGGGAUUCUUAUAAUGAGUGACAUGUUCUAUCCUGGCAAGGACCAGUUCUUCCUCUUGCGCCCGGCAUGGCACCAGGUCAUGUUCGACCGUGGGAGGCACCUUAUCCACCCGGCCGAGAUCCCAGACGAGACGAUCCGGGUCGCUGACGCCUUCUUCACCAACCUCGUGCAAGUCUCGCCCGUCUUGAAAUGGGGCUAUCUCGUCCGCGAGGCCAACAAGGCUGGCAUCUCGGUCGAGCCCUCCCAGCUCUCCUCUCUGGCCCACCUCGCCGCCGCGAAUCACGCGAGUUUCUCCCAGUGGUACGACGAGUUUGCCGCGCUCCCCAUACCGCAGCCCAUCGAGGCAGCGCCUAUCGAUCCGGUGUCUUCGAUGUAUGAGACGGUCCUGGUGUACGAGCACCAAUCGGCCGGGGCGAUGCAUAUGGGGUACUGGGCGAGCAUGCUCAUCCUGCAGGAGACUCUGGCGCAGUGCGGGAUGCCGGUUCCCAAUUCGGAGGCAUCACAGCGAGAUCUCGUCGAGAAGAUAUUGCGGUCGGUCGAGUCUGUGGGACAAGGCACCAUGGGGCCGUAUCGGGUCGGGUUCUCGAUACGUAUAGCGUAUGAGUUUGCUUCUGCCGAGGAGCAGAGGUGGAUCGGGAGUAUGCUGGAUCAAUUCUCGAGAAGCUAUGCGGCUGUUGAUAGGAAGUCGUAUCCCGCUCCAAAGACGGACACGGAUGGUUAUUCGGUGCGAGGCACGAUUGAGUCGGAGAGUUCAGGGGUGUCUGACUGCUGA